This is a messenger RNA of Monodelphis domestica (gray short-tailed opossum), 5117 nucleotides long. RefSeq names its product vomeronasal 2 receptor 653 (gene VN2R653). Gene Ontology annotation, cellular component: plasma membrane. Gene Ontology annotation, molecular function: G protein-coupled receptor activity; olfactory receptor activity. Lineage: Eukaryota; Metazoa; Chordata; Mammalia; Didelphimorphia; Didelphidae. The record is from RefSeq and is a predicted model, not a curated record. Gene Ontology annotation, biological process: G protein-coupled receptor signaling pathway.
CCUUCAUGUACACUUUAUGAUAUGGUAGCAAUGCCUCCCUGGCUGCUCCUCACCCAUGACACUCCAUCCACUGGUUCUGUGGCUUUUCACUGUCUCUCUCCCUCCCCUUCCCAGUGCCAAAAAGGCUGUCUCUCCCUUCUCAUCUCUCUCUCCUGCCUUCCUUCAAGCCUUUCCCAGAACCCCCAUGAUGGGUGCCUUUCCUUUGGCACCAUUUCUCAUUGAUCCUGUUAUAUACAUUUUUUGGCAUGUUGUUGAUUGCAUGUUGUCUCCCACAUUCGAAGAGAAGCUCCUUGAGGGCAGGGACUGUGUUUUUGCUUUUCUUCACAUCCCCAGGGCUUAGCACCAUGCCUGGCAGGUGGGAGAUGCUUAAUAAAUGCUAGCUGACUUACUAUUGAUUGUCUCAUUGGCCCUUAUUAGGAAUUGGACUCUCCUUUAUCCCAAAGAGAGCUGGGCAAAAACACUUGAUAGAGAAACUAGAUCAGAUGGUGUGUACAGCAUUCUUCCCUCUAGUUCUCUCCUUUGCCAAGAGGUGGGAGCUACACUUCAUUCCUUCUGGAACAAAGACCCAUUGCUAUAGUGAUUCAGACUUCAGUUAUUGUUGAAGUCAUCACAUACACCAUGUCCUGGUUCUGCUUCCCUCUCGCUCUUGUUCAGUUGGCUCUUGCUCUUGGUGACUCUGUUUAGGGCAUUCUUGGUGAGGAUCCUCGAGUGGUUUGCUGUUUCCUUCUCCAGCUCAUUGGACAGAUGAAGAAACAGGGACAACAGAGGGACUUGCCCAGGGUCACACAGCUUAUAAGUGUCUGAGGCCAGAUUUGAACCCACGAAGAGGAGCCUUUCUGAUGCCAAUCCCAGGCUCUAUACACUGUGCCCUGUAGCUGUCCUAAUACCCUCUUCCUCAGUUUAUAGAAGUCUUUCCAGGAUUCUCUGAAUUCUUCCUAUUUGACAUCUUUUACUUCACUUUGAUGCCAUCAUUUUUUUACCCAGUCUCUAAUAGACGGAUACUCACUUUGUUUCCAAUUCUUUGCAACUAGGAAAAAUGCUGAUCUGAGUAUUUGGGUAGAUUUUUUUGGGUAGAUCUUUCCAAGGUGCUUACUUCUGGUUGGGUUCAUUAUAGACUUAAAAAAAUUAUUGAGUAUCUUGGGUAAACCACCUCAUUUUUUUUUUCCUGAGCCCUCCUAAGACUCAUUCAGUGUAGGUAGAGUUCAUAACACAAUUGAGGAAAGAAAAGCACUUAGUAAAGAUGACUUAAUGCAACAGUGCCACCCUGUGUUAGUGAAGUCCCCUAACAACACCCACCAGUCAGGAAAAUGAAAUAAGGAUUGAGAGACUGAACCAAGACCUGAGAAGUUUUAGAAUUAUCUUAGAAAAGGGAGGAUUCAGAAACAACACCUGUAGUCUUUGGCUACUUAGAACUAUUGAUCUUAGAUAGGAUUAAAGCAGUGAAUAUAUUAAAGUAUGGAUCUAUGAAGAUUGAAAUAUUUAGAGAACUGGAUUGCAAGAGUUUCUCAGAUGGCUGAGACUUUAGGAAAGGUGCUUGUAAAUCUGCAAGAAAUCCUAAAUCUAAGGUUGGGAGGGAUCUCAGAGAUAGUCUAGCUUACCCUCCUUCCUUCCUUCCUUCCUUCCUUCCUUCCUUCCUUCCUUCCUUCCUUCCUUCCUUCCUUCCUUCCUUCCUUCCUUCCUUCCUUCCUUCCUUCCUUCCUUCCUUCCUUCCUUCCUUCCUUCCUUCCUUCCUUUUUUAACUUUUAAAAAGGGGAAAUUUUUGGAGAAGAUAUGGCAAAAGCAGGAGUGCAAACAAUCCAUUGAACUGAGAGUAUCUUUCCCUGUUUCCAUCCUGGUUCCUGAGAAGAGUGGGCUCAAACUUCAAGUGAUGCUACAGAACAUUUGACCCACCAAUGUCACUGCCAAAUUCAUUACAGGUUUUACUUCCGAGGUUUCCGCUGGACCAAAACCAUGAUCCACACAGUCAACGAGAUCAACCAAAGGAAAGAUAUCUUGCCCAAUAUCACCUUAGGCUACCAGAUUUUUGACUCUUGCUUCACCAUUUCCAAGUCCAUGGAAGGGACGUUGUCAUUCCUGACGGGACAGGAUGAACACAAGCCCAACUUUCGAUGCAGUGCUGGUGCCCCCCUGGCUGGGGUCAUUGGAGCAGGAGGAUCUGCCCUGUCUGUGGCCACUUCAAGGCUCCUGGGCCUCUAUUACUUCCCUCAGGUUGGCUACGCUUCAUCCUGCUCGGUUCUUAGCGACAAAUACCAGUUCCCAGCUUACGUUCGUGUAAUAACAAGUGACAAGUUCCAGUCCACAGCCAUGGUGGAACUUAUCAAACAUUUCGGGUGGGUCUGGAUUGGCACGAUAGCCGCCGAUGAUGACUAUGGGAAAUACGGCAUCAAAAUUUUCAAGGAGGAAAUAGAGAAGGCCAGUCUCUGCAUCGCAUUCUCCGAAACCAUCCCCAAGAUCUACAACCAGCAAAAACUGGCAGCUGUUGUUGAGACCAUCAAGAACUCUACAGCUACGGUCAUCGUGCUUUACACGUCAGAUAUUGACCUCAGCCCUUUCGUGUUGGAAAUUGAAUAUAAUGGCAUCACAAAUAGAACGUGGAUCGCCAGCGAGGCCUGGAUAACGUCCUCCCUCAUUGCGAAGCCUGAAUACUUCCCCUAUUUUGGGGGAACCAUUGGGUUUGCUGUUCCGAGGUCUGACAUCCCAGGCCUAAAAGAAUUUCUCUAUGAUGUGCAUCCCAGCAAGGAUCCCAACGAUAACAUCACGAUCGAGUUCUGGCAGACGGCUUUCAACUGCACCUGGCCCAACAGCAGCGUGCCCUAUAAUUCUGACCACAGGGUCAACAUGACUGGAAGAGAAAACCGAGUCCACUCGAUGUCUGAUAAAUUCUGUACCGGCGAGGAGAAGUUGGAGGACCUGGAAAAUACCUAUCUGGAUAUGUCCCAGCUCCGGAUAACAAAUAAUGUGAAAAAUGCCGUUUACGCUUUGGCGUACGCUCUGGAUGAAAUGAGUCGAUGCAUAGAAGGACAAGGACCUUAUCUGCCAGGAAAUACAUGUGCCUAUUUGGAAGACUUUGAGCCUUGGCAGUUAAUGUACUAUCUGAAAACACUUAAAUUUAAAGCCCAUAAUGGUGACGAAUUGGCACUUGAUGAAAAUGGAGAUGUGACUGGAUAUUAUGACAUCUUGAAUUGGCAACUGAAUGAUGCUGGUAAAGUUGACUUUGUGAAGAUUGGGAAAUUCAAGUUCACCCAUUCCAAACAUGAGCUGAUCAUGAAGGAAAAUACAUCUGUAUUCUGGAAUACUGAAACACUGGAGAUUCCCCAUUCAGUUUGCACCGAUCUUUGUAAACCUGGAACCAGGAAGGGGAUUCGUCAAGGGGAGCCUAUAUGCUGUUUCGAUUGCCUCGUGUGCGCAGAUGGCCAUGUCUCCCGGACCCCAGGUUCAAGGGAAUGCGAAAAAUGCCAUGAAGAUUACUGGUCCAAUGCUGCCAAGGAUGAUUGUGUUUUGAAAGAGGUGGAAUUCCUGGGUUAUGACGAAGCCUUAGGUUUCACCCUUGUGACCUUGUCCAUCUUCGGGGCCUUGGUGGUCGUGGCCGUCACAGUGGUUUAUGUGAUUUAUAGGAAGACCCCACUGGCCAAAGCCAAUGACCGGGAAUUGAGUUUCCUUCUCCAGCUUUCUCUCAUUAUCACCCUUCUCACUUCUCUCCUCUUCAUUGGCAAGCCCUACAACUGGUCUUGCAUGGCCCGCCAAGUGACGCUCGCCAUGGGCUUUUCUCUUUGUCUCUCAUGCAUUUUGGGGAAGACCAUUGCCUUAUUUUUAUCUUACAGAGUAUCCAAAUCAAAGGUCAGAUUUACAUCCAUCCGGCCCCUUUAUCAAAAGCUCAUUGUUCUCUUUUCAGUUCUCAUUGAGUCAGCUCUUUGCACUGCCUAUUUGGUGAUGAUGCCCCCAAAGGUGUAUAAAAACAUGGAGUCCCAAAACAUCAAGAUUAUUCUGGAAUGCAACGAAGGGUCCAUUGAGUUCUUGUGCUCAGUAUUUGGCUUUGAUGCCUUUCUGGCCUUGCUCUCCUUCCUAACCACUUUCGUUGCCCGAAAGCUGCCUGAUAAUUACAACGAGGCCAAGUGCAUCACGUUCGGGAUGCUGGUGUUCUUCAUCGUCUGGAUCUCCUUUGUCCCCGCGUACUUGAGCACCAAGGGCAAGUUCAAAGUAGCCGUGGAAAUCUUUGCCAUCCUGGCGUCUAGUUUUGGUCUGCUCGGCUGUGUAUUUGCCCCCAAGUGCUACAUCAUCCUGCUGCGGCCCAAGAGGAACACGGAUGAGAUCGUUGGCGGGAAGGUCCCCACCACCGACAGGAGCAUCCAACUGACGUCGGCCUCCGUCAGCAGUGAGAUGAACGUCACGGUUUCUACCGUUGUACUUGAUGACUAAAUUAGGUUCGAGUCAUGGUUCAAAAUGGCAAUAAUGAUAGGCUUUGUUCUUGCUCCUGGGAUUUGGGGGUUCUCACCUCAUUGCUUUUGGUUCCUUUAGAGGAAAAUAUUGAUUUAGGCUCUGAUGGGUUCAUUUUCACCCAGAACAUGGAAGAUCACACCAGAAUUUUGCCCAGGCAGGGAAAGUAGCUUAUGAAAACAUUCCAAAGAUUGGUAUUUGGUUGUUUGGGGCUUGGUGUUUCCAUGAUGAGUAAAUGAGUUAGCAGGGGAAGGGAUUUACCUUUGGGUUCACUUAGCAUGAAAGGCAAAAGAUAAAUUUGUAGUUACAACAAAACUGACCACGGGUUAUCCAAAAUGGUGGGUAAUCGCAAAUUGUAUUUGGAUUUAAUUGCGGUUUUAAUUUUUAAUUUUGCUGGCAGGAUUUAGUUUUGCUGAUUAUUUGCAAGGCCCAAAGUGUUUUAAAUGAACUCUGUAUCCAAAGUCUUCUGCUGACUUCCCGUGUACAUAUGCAUUUCGUUGUGAUUGGCUCAUGUCCAGCAAUUGCCAUUAAAAUGAUAAAGCCAUGGGAGGGAAGCCUUGUUCUAUUUCCUGGAAUUAUUUCUCAAUCAUAUUGAAAUAUUUCUUCUAUGGUGGGAAGAGAAUUUCCUUCUGGUCUUUUUCUUAAGCAAAUGUGGCACUUUGAAAUAAAUCAAAUGGAGAAAA